CGCACCACCUAUAUCCAACCGUACGCGAACACACCACACAGACUGCCACAUCAAUCACUACACAAUGAUAGUCGAAAUACAGGAGGAGGUUAGAGGAAAGAGGCCUUUCAAGAUAUGGGACAGUUCGAGGAACGUAAGGAAGGGGUUGGUGGUCACAAGUUUCGAGGAGUUAAUACAUAGAGGUAAAGAGAAGUUAUCGGUAGCGGCGAGUGAGCCGGUGCGGCUGGUGCUUGAGAGCGACGGGACGCAGGUUGAAGACGGCGAUUAUUGGCGAACCCUUCCCCCCAACACCGUGCUGUUAUUGCUUCGGCAGGGAGAGCGAUGGUAUCCCACGGGCGUCGACGUCAUCAAGGCUGCAAUCUCGGCUAUCCCAAAAAUAGUAUGCGAGACGAUCCACGCGCUCGAGCUGCACGAUGAAACACCUUCAUGGAAGAUCAUGGACAACAAGGGGCGAGUCACGGUGGUGUUGCACUGGGACCAGCGGCCGCAGGCGUCACCGGCCGCGCGCUCUCCCUCGCGCCAAGCCAAGCCCGACCGGCGGCCCUCGCUCGUGAUCCAGACGUCGCUGGACCGGCCGCAGCCCCCGCCGCCGCACAUCACGGUCGUCAACCACGACGAGCCGGGGCCCGCGCCGCGCGGCCGCCUGUCCCGCGCCUCCGGCUCGCUGGAGCACCCGCCGGGCGCCGUGCACGUGCACACGGCCGAGUGCCGCGCCGGCUCCGCCUCGCCCGCGCCCGCGCCGCCCGCGCGGCCUCCUCCCGAUGAGUGCGACUUCCACUGCUGCGCGCUCCACGAGGAGGGCCGCCGCAUCGCCGUGCACAAGAGCGUCGCCACCUCGCCCAUCCAGGACGCGCAGCCGCGGGCCUCCCCGCAGGGCCGGCCGAAGGGCCACGUGCGCUUCCUCGACGCCGAGUCCGCCCGGCGCGGCGACCGAGACUCCUCCGAGAGCGAGACCGAGAACACCCUCGUCGAAGACGAGGCGGUCACCUCCGAGAAGUUUCUGCUACUGAUUGACCAGCUCAGCGUGGAUCAAAAGAGGCAUCUCACCAUCAAGGACAUCGGCAUAAUCUUGGAGCGGCUCAGCUCGAAGAUCCUCGACGUGGAACGGCUCGACCGCGAAUCGGAAUCGGACGACUGCUACAAUUGGACCAUCAAGGCGACGAUCAGAGGCGACGCGCUGCGGGAGUUGGGCGUGAUAUACAACGGGAAUUAUUAUGCGAUCAGUGAACACCCAGGCUACCGGGAGGAGAACGAGGAGGCCGGCGACGAAGGGGAAGAAGAGGAAGAGGAAGACAGACUCUGAUCGGGCC
This is a messenger RNA of Ostrinia nubilalis (European corn borer), 1310 nucleotides long. RefSeq lists its product as uncharacterized. The transcript has 4 exons. The coding region runs from base 65 to 1303 and encodes 412 amino acids. Gene Ontology annotation, biological process: regulation of apoptotic process; apoptotic process. The record is from RefSeq and is a predicted model, not a curated record. Lineage: Eukaryota; Metazoa; Arthropoda; Insecta; Lepidoptera; Crambidae.